Coccidioides posadasii C735 delta SOWgp is the source of this 819-nucleotide messenger RNA. RefSeq lists its product as uncharacterized. NCBI's taxonomy places the organism in Eukaryota, Fungi, Ascomycota, Eurotiomycetes, Onygenales, Onygenaceae. The record is from RefSeq and is a predicted model, not a curated record.
AUGGCAGCCAACACUCGAUACAUGCCUGCUCCCCAGCGGGAUUCGCUGGAGGAGCAGCGCUACACUCAGUCCCCUCCAUCCUACCAACAAGCUUCGGAUCCGAUGAUGGGUGCGCCGCGGGGUGAGGAUGAUAAUGUUCCCGAUGACUUCAAGUUCGGCGGCUCAGUGGCUGAAGCUACUCUUCCUAUCCGAAUGCAGUUUAUCCGCAAGGUCUAUUCUAUCUUGACCGUCCAGCUCCUCGUCACCGCUGGCCUUAGCGCCGUCUCUUUCUUCAACGAUACCUACCGGACAUGGGUCCAAUCCAACGCUUGGAUGAUGUUCGUCUCUAUUAUCGGUGCGCUCGUAUUCAUGCUCCUCACAUACUGGAAACGCAAGAGCUAUCCAAGCAAUCUCCUAUUCCUCAGCAUUUUCACCCUCCUUGAAGGAUACGCCGUCAGCGUUGUGACCUCUUUCUACAAUUCGAGAAUAGUCAUCCAAGCGCUCGUUCUCACGCUCGGCCUCUUCCUAGCUCUAACGCUCUUCGCCUGCCAGACCAAAUAUGAUUUUACCAGCUGGAUACCGUACCUAUUCUUUGCUCUAUGGUUUUUGAUCCUAUUCGGGUUUAUGACUAUGUUUUUCCCGAUGGGAAGCAAGAUGGAAUUGAUUUACGGCUCGAUUGCAGCCCUGAUAUUCAGUGCGUACAUCCUCGUCGAUACCCAGCUGGUUAUGCGACAUCAUCAUGUUGAGGAGGAGAUUGCCGCAUCCAUCUCACUCUACUUGGAUGUUAUCAACUUGUUCUUGGCUAUCCUGAGGAUCCUCAAUAGCCAGAGCAACAACUAA